Messenger RNA from Rotaria socialis, 702 nucleotides. NCBI's taxonomy places the organism in Eukaryota, Metazoa, Rotifera, Eurotatoria, Philodinida, Philodinidae. The record is from the annotation of a GenBank genome assembly.
AUGUCCUCCCCCCCUACGAUAGGUAGUGUUGACCUUGAAUCUGUACUUAAUGUUGGUCGUCGAAGUUUAAUACCAAUUGAUGAAACAAGUUUACCUUGUCAACAGUACGUAUAUACAGACACAAUUUAUUUAAAACGUCAAUGUAAUUCUAAUUCAUUAUUUUCAAUUGAUUCUCAAAUACUUAUUUUCGGUGAAUUACAAUUUUUAUAUAAUAUAUUUGAACGCUAUAAGUCAACUAUAACUGUUUCUGAUAAUUCAAAUGCAAGAAAAUUUCCGGUUACUGUGAAAGAAAAUCAAAAUGCUGAUGAGAAUGACACGACUACAUCAACAAUUGUUUCAAUAAAUCAAAAAACACCUUCAUCUAUUCAAUCAUCAUCUGCACUAAAAGUACCAGGUAGUGAAACAACAAAUAAAAGAUUGAAUCUUAUCGGACGUACGCAAAGAACUUAUUCAAUCACUGGUGAUUAUUUUGGACAACGUCUUGAAGGGAAACAUUAUGGUUGUAUUGAAUUACCAAAUAUGAAUUUGAUUGAAAUUCUUGAAAUACUUCUACAUACCGAUUUAGAAUUAGUUCAUGAAUCGAAUAAUUAUGAUAAAGAAAAUGUUCUUCAUCAAAAAUUAAUUUUUUCAAAACCAAUUCAAUCAUCACAUAGAUUAGGACAAUCAUUUCAUUCAAGACGCCCAUCAUUUCUUGGUACUUAA